This is a messenger RNA of Knipowitschia caucasica, 1269 nucleotides long. Lineage: Eukaryota; Metazoa; Chordata; Actinopteri; Gobiiformes; Gobiidae. The record is from the annotation of a GenBank genome assembly.
AUGUCUGGCCUGAAAUGUCCACAGUGUGGCUCGGUGGACGUGGUGGAGGAUGAUCUGUACGGUCAGUCCCAGUCCGUGUGCGUGGACUGCGGCUCCGUGGUGCGGGAAGGAUCUCUCGCCCCGGACCCAGUGGGAGGCACAGAUGUCAGCUACAGCUUCUCCACACAGAAGUCCAAAAGGCCGUGUCCAAACCUGAUCAAAGGCCUGCAGAGGGCCCGCUCUCUCUGUCGCGUCCUCAGAGUGAACAGUGACAUAGAGACUCUGACGCUGUCGUACUUUGAGCGAGCCUACGUCCAUGAGCGCUUCCUCUGUGUGAGUCUGGAGAAGAAGGAGGUGCUGGCCGGGUGCUGCCUGCUGGCCAGCUGCAGGACCCACGGCUGGCCGGUCACCAUGGCGACCGUGGCCUUCCUGCUGGAGACGGACGCCGCGGCAAUGGGGAGCGUGUACCAGGACGCUCUGAGGAUCCUUAACGUCCAGGUCCCAGCGGCGAACAUCUGUGACAUCAUCGAGGCGCACUGUCAGCAAUACAGACUCUCUCCUGAGCACGUUCCCUCAGAGCUGGCGGUGGACCUCCGAGCUCUGACUCGACGGACCGUGGCGUUGGUGGAGCUCGCCGCAGAGUCGUGGAUUGUGACCGGUCGCCGCCCCGCCCCCCUCCUGACCGCCGCCAUGUACCUGUCCUGGCAGUCGCUGCAUCCCUCGCCACUGAGGUUGAAGACCGGUCUGGGGAAGUUCUGCCAGAUCGGCGGCGUGCCCAAGAGCAAGUACGCCCUGAUGCGGGUCACGGAGCUCCGAGAGAUGCUGUGCAAACUGGGGAACGCGAUCCCAUGGGAGAAACAGGAAGUGACCCCCGACAACGUGAUGCCGCAGGUGGAGGACAUCCUGGACCAUAGGUUUGCACUGAUGAGGAAAGCACUGAGGAGUUUCGAGGAGUCGCUCCAGACGGAAGCAGAGAAAGCACCAGACCCAGAAGGAGACCAGAGGGACUCACCACUGGAGCGGGAAGUCCGAGACACAGCAGAAGACCCAGGACUCUCACCUUCAGAGCGGUCGGAGGCUGGGGCAGACUGGGGGAAGGGCGUGCUGUUCGCCCCUCCCUGUGUGGGUCGCCCUCGGAAACGGAAGAGGACGCCAAGCAGCAGGACAGACGUGACGGGGGACGAGGACAUCUCUGACAGCGAGAUUGACUCCUACAUAAGAACUCCUCGAGAAGUUCGAGACUUUGUAGCCGCUCAGAAACUCAUCUCCACCGAGAAGGACAACGUGUGA